GUUAACUCGACCGUUCGGGUUGUUCGCGGACCACCCUUUCAGCCAUUCUGAUUGGCUCUCACAGGGAGCUUCUGGGCGCCACCACCACAGACAAAAUAAUGCUAACAGCUGCCAAACAGUCGUUUGCUCCUCUGCUGGAAAACAGACGCCCAAAAAACUGGCUUAGGCUACACACACAGUAGAAAAAGUGUGUCGGUGUUUACAUUUAAAAUGUUGGAGCCAUCAACGGAGGAAAAUUGCCGACGAGUGAAACACAAGAAGUUUGGCCUAAUUGUUUCCAAAAAAACAAAUGUUGCUGUUUCUGUGGAAGGAAAACUGAAACCAAAAUCACAGCAGACUAAGAACUGUCUAAAAGACGAUAUUUUUCGUCGCUGUGAAAUAUUGAAGGAAAACUAUAAUGCUGAAAUAAUAGUCUUUAUUCAUCUUCCAAAUUCCGAAGAAACAACAACUUACUGUAAUGCAUAUGGUGAUGUUGCGUUGAAAAAUUUUUUGACGCUGGAUGACUAUGCAGAAAAGUUUUAUGAAAACUGUUGUAAUCGUUCGGAAGACACAACAGAUUCUUGUUCCAGACCUGAAAAAAAAACUUAUUAUGAUACAACUGGUCUUCCCGAUCAGUGCAAUAACAUCACUGAUACUGGCUCCAUUGAGUCUCCCCAGAUUUCAUUACUGCCAAAUUCAUCAGAACUUUUUACGUGUCAUUCUCCAAUAAAUUCCCUAUCAGUUCCACAAUCUAAUGCUAGUAAUAGGGCUACAGUUGGUUUGUCCAAGGGAAGCUCUGGUAAAGAUACAUCGGAAUUUCCUGAUCAAUGCACUACUAUCACUGAUGCUGUCUCAACUGAUUCUCCAACAAAUUUUGCUCAUCCCAUAGGUGAUUAUUAGUUCUUCAUUGUAUUUUCAA
Molecule: messenger RNA, 898 nt
Organism: Daphnia magna
Lineage: Eukaryota; Metazoa; Arthropoda; Branchiopoda; Diplostraca; Daphniidae
Exons: 5
Coding region: 211-879 (222 amino acids)
Source: RefSeq, a predicted model, not a curated record